Molecule: messenger RNA, 5025 nt
Organism: Salvelinus namaycush (lake trout)
Lineage: Eukaryota; Metazoa; Chordata; Actinopteri; Salmoniformes; Salmonidae
Product: tectonin beta-propeller repeat-containing protein 1-like
Exons: 25
Coding region: 119-3889 (1256 amino acids)
Cellular component (GO): membrane
Source: RefSeq, a predicted model, not a curated record
GGAACGAGACAUACCUUCAGAAUGGGAAUAAAAAGCGGAUAGAAUAGAAUAAUCGGGUGGAUGAUUUGUCCCACUAAAUGCAGCUAAACCUACAAGAACGGGGAAAGAGGGCCCCAUCAUGUCCAGCUCGCUCCUAUGGGCAGUGGACGUAUACGGGAAGGUGUACAGCCUAUCCACCACCGGAGGGCGCUGGGAGCGUGACGAGGACACCCUCCUGGAGCUAAAGCGCGUUACCGCUGGACAGAGGUGCAGCUGGGGAAUUGGCUGUGACCACCAUGUUUACCUCAAUAUCGACCCUGGGGAGGUGCCAAUUCGCUAUCGAGAGGAGACCUAUGAGAACCAGAGGUGGAACCCAGUGGACGGCUUCACUGACGUGCUGCUGCCCACUGACCGUUGGGCCUGGAGUGACCUCACAGGGGUGACCGCCCAGCCACUGCACAGCUUCCUGUUGCCCUCAAACAGCUGGGAGUGGGAGGGGGACUGGUACGUUGACCAGGUCUGCGCUGGAGGAGACCCCACUGAAACUGGGGGCUGGGAGUAUGCAGUGGACUUUCCUGCUAACUUCUCCAGAGAGAAGAAGUGGAACUCAUGUGUUUGUCGCAGGCGAUGGAUUAGAGACAGGAUAUACAAAGCCAGAGGCUCUUGGACCAAGAUCCCCUUGGACCACCCCAAGCAGCCCCCUCUCCCCCUCAGUGACAUUAGCUGUGGAGGCUGGGAGAUGAGCGACCAACCCGGGCGAUAUCACUUCCUGUGGGGUGUGUCCCAACAAGGACAGGUGUGGUUCAGGAGUGGCAUCCUGCCACUGGUCCCUGAGGGCCAGUGUUGGGACGAGGUGGAGGCCCCCAAGGAGGUGGCCCAGAUCUCUGCCGGACCAGGGGACUUGCUCUGGGCUGUACUCUGGGACGGACAGCUACUGGUCCGCACGGGCAUCUGCCUGGACAGCCCUACAGGUUCCUCCUGGGUGGUGGUGGAUUCUCCCCCAGUAAAGGAGGGCGGAACCAUCCAUGUUGCUGUGGGGGUCAGCGUGGUGUGGGCCGUCACUAAGGACUACAAAGUGUGGUUUCGGCGGGGGGUGAACUCCCAUAACCCCUGUGGCUCAGGAUGGAUCAGCAUUGGAGGGGAGAUGAUGAUGGUGGAUGUGGGACUCAAUGACCAGGUGUGGGGAGUUGGAGAGGACCGUGGGCUGUACUUCAGGAAGGGUGUCACCCCAUCGGAGCCCAGUGGGAGGGGCUGGAUACCUGUUUCUGCCCAAUGGGGUCACAGCAAAGAGAUGGUCCAACCCAGUGCUGGCUGUGAGUUCGGGGGACAGGUGACCAAUGCUUCCCAUGGCUCUGUUCUGACCUGCGAGGACUCAGGGGACACAGAGCUCCUCCUCACCACCACCCCCCCAAGGCCACAGGACAACCCCAAAGCCUUCAUCCCCACCAGUGACAGCUUCAUCUCCAGCCUGGUGGCUGACCGUGAGCCCCUGAGGACCCCCACACCCUCCCCCAAAAAGCCACCCCAGGGGAAGGACAGCGAGGCCACCCCAGCCCCGAUGUGCAAUGUGGACCUGGAGGCAGCCCAGAGCCCCCAGGGAGAGGCAUCUUCUCUAGGCAGGGCAGGGGACGUGGGACCCCCCACCUCAGUGGCCACCUACCCCCUGGGUCUGGAGUCUCUGGGUUUGGGGGAGGAGGACGGGCCUGUAUGGGCCUGGAUCUCUGGCGGAGGCUGUGACGUGGACCAUACAGCUCAGAUGACCUGGCUCAGGCCUGCAGACCCAUGCUCCACUGCCCUGUCCAUCGCCCCUGUUGAACCAGAAGCCUCGACGGCUAGGAAGGCCGAGACCACCACCAGUAAGGAGCCAGUGGAGAGAAGUGCGUCUGUGUGGGUGAGGAAGGGCAGCAUGCGCUGGUGGAGGGACUGGAAGCCCUAUCGCUGGGUGGAUGUGGGCGUGGCCCUGGAGCAGUCCACCAACGUCAAUGACAAGAGGGAUGCCAUCUUCUUCAUCUACUUCACCCAGUAUGAUGAGAAGAAGUACCUCCAUGUGUUUAUAAGUGAUGUGACGGUGCUGGUUCCUGUGCUCAAGGAAAACUCCCAUCAUGCCUUUGCGGUGUACACGUCAGAUAGCACAAAACAAAGAUGGCCGCUGAUCCUGGCUGCACAGACUGAGAAGGACAUGGCUGACUGGCUGUCCCUGUUGGCUGGGUGCUGCUGCGAGGCCAGAGGGAUCAGGGGAACCCCCUCCCGACAGGCCCUGUGGUCAGUCACCUCCAAGGGGGACGUGAUGGUCCACGAGCCCUCUCCCUGUCUGGAGGCCCCGGCACACACCUUGCCCUGUGACAUGAUGUUUUGGCUGCAGGUCCCGGGCCACCUGCGCUGUGUAGAGUCUAACAGUCUGGGUGUGGUGUGGGGGAUCGGGUAUGACGGCACCGCCUGGGUCUACUCUGGUUCGGGCAGCGCUGCUGGGGAAGAGCCCCCUCAGGGAGACAGGGGCAUCCUGCCCACACAGACAGAUGGAAGGACUGUGUACAUCUUUGAGAACCAGCGAUGGAACCCCAUGACCGGAUACACAGACAAGCUUCUCCCCACAGACCGGUUCCCGUGGAGUGAUGACAAUGGCUUUACAGAGUGCACCAAGUCCACCACCCACCCACCCUCGCCUCAGUGGAGCUGGGUGACAGAGUGGGCCGUCGACUUCGCUUUCUCAGGAGGGACAGACAAAGAGGGGUGGCAGUAUGCAGCAGACUUCCCUGUGACGUUUCAUGGGAACAAGAGCCUGAAGGACUUUGUCAGACGUCGGCGCUGGGUCAGGAAAUGUAAAAUCACCCUGACUGCCCCAUGGCAGGAAGUCCCACCCAUCCCCCUAAGUGACAUCACAGUGUUGCCGUCCCUGGCUCAGAGCAGUAUGGAGCAGGUCCCAGUCUGGGGCCUCAGUGACAAGGGGGACGUCCUGUGUCGCCUGGGGGUCACCCCCCAAAACCCUGCGGGUUCCUCGUGGCUCCACGUGGGUACUGACCAGCCCUUCAAGUCCAUCUCCAUCGGGGGAGGUCACCAGGUGUGGGCCAUCGCCAGGGACAGAGCUGUGUUCUACAGGGGCUCAGUGUCUGCCAGCAACCCUGCAGGAGAGUGUUGGUACCACAUCCCUUCCCCACCCAAACAGAGCCUCAGACAGCUGUCUGUAGGGAGAACCUCGGUCUACGCCGUGGACGAAAACAGUAACCUGUGGUACAGACAGGGCCUGACUCCCAGCUACCCCCAGGGCUCAGCCUGGGAGCUCAUCUCCAACAACGUGACCAAAGUCUCAGUAGGACCUCUAGAUCAGGUAUGGGUGAUAGCAGACUGGGUCCCAGGCUGCCCCAGUGAGCUGUCUGUCCCUGGAGCUGUCUGUCACAGGCUGGGGGUGGGACCUAUGCAGCCCAAGGGCCAGUCCUGGGACUACGGCAUCGGGGGAGGAUGGGAGCACAUCAGUGUGAGAGGGAACUCCACAGAGGCUCUACGUGCCACCCCGGCCCUUACUGGAUCCACCCCCCGUAGCCCACUCCCUGCCAGGCCAGUCCUUACUGGAUCCACCCCCCGUAGCCCACUCCCUGCCAGGCCAGUCCUUACUGGAUCCACCCCCCGUAGCCCACUCCCUGCCAGGCCAGUCCUUACUGGAUCCACCUCCUGUAGCCCACUCCCUGCCAGGCCAGUCCUUACUGGAUCCACCCCCCGUAGCCCACUCCCUGCCAGGCCAGUCCUUACUGGAUCCACCCCCCGUAGCCCACUCCCUGCCAGGCCAGUCCUUACUGACGCCACCCCGCAUAGCCCACUCCCUGCCAGACCAGUCCGUACUGACACCACCCCCCGUAGCCCACUCCCAGCCAGGAUACCUUUGUCACAGGAGAACGGGAACUCUGUGGGUCUGUAGGGUCCCUACUAACCCGCCCCGUUCCUACAUCUCUACCCACAGCCCUGUGUGUGCCUGAUUCCAUUUCCAACCCUGGUUGCACAUUUUUGCUACAACCCAGCACCAACAUGGUAAUGUUGGUCUAAAUGUAAAGACCAUGAAUUGGUUGGAUAUUUAAAUCACUUAGUGUUAGGCUGAAACAUGUUGGCCACCUUUGACCCAGCACUGGAAGUAUUAGUGCUUCUGUCAGUUUAUCCAGUCCACGGUCUGUGAAACUUAGUGGCAGGUGCUAGGAGAAGUAGCUAGGGUGAGAAAUGGAACCAAGCCUGUGUCCCAUACCAAGACACUGACUGCCUACGCCACUCCCUUGGACCUCCGUGUAGUCUUGCUUUGUAUGAUUUUGUUUUGGCUUUCUCAUUUGCCUAGUUGACACACUACCUUCUCAUCAAGGUCUAUGUAUGCUUUAGCAUUUAUUUUUUGGUUUACUGUCAUCUUGGUUUGGCCUGCAUGAUGUUUGCAAUAGCUUUUUCUUCAGAACUAAAAAUAUCAACUCUAGUCAUAGCUCUGGGCUUCCAUGACAAGGAUUAUUUAAUCAGUCAAUUUGCAACCAGAUUUUUUUCCUCAGAUGGUAGUAAAUAAUACAAAUGAAUAGCAUCUAUUUGCUGUGUUAUGUAUUGUUACAUCCAGAAUGUUAUUAAUAGGACCAGGAGUUCUUUCUGCUCAGAUCACAUGAUCUGCAGAAGCUCCAGGCUCUAGUUAUGACAUCCCUGGUGGAUUACUUCAGUAUUCCAUGCAGAUACUGAGGCUGGAGUGCAUACAUUGCACUACAAUGACAAUUUCCUGGAUGUUUGGCGAUUGCAUUUUGUAGUCAUGUCAGCUACCUUUAAGUGCAGCGUAAUGUCUGAGUUUGCUGUGGCCUUGACUGUUGAGGAUACAAGGACAGACAACUGAAAUAAAUUCCAAAACAGCUCUGCAACCUUGGGUGUUCUUUGUAUGGGCCUGGAGUGAUGCAUUAGUACACCUGUACAAACAUACUAAAUGUUAUGUAAAGAACCUAUUUAACAUUUUGUUCUACCAAGAUGGGAUUGAUGGUUGAGUAACACAAUGGCUACAAUCAGACAAGCUAUAGAAGUAAAUGUGCAUUUAUUUCCAUAUUA